AUGGAGCUGCCAUUUCAACAGGAUGGAGGCAACUUGGAUCCCAAUGACAUCCCGGCAGUCGUGGAGAUCUAUUCCAAAGCUGCGGGCAAGUGGUUCGUAGGCUUGGUGGUGAAGCAGGACGAACUGCAACGCCUUCUGACCAUCCGUUUUUUGGACGACCAGAACGAACGAAAAGAGAAGGUGUUGAGUUACGAUGCACCCGAGGUGGAUUAUUUCGGUGCUCACUUGGGUUGGCCCACGCCUUCGGGCGUGAUCUCCGUCCCCUCCACGACGCGGAAGGGACAGGUCUCGUACCUGGAUCCGGAGCUGAAGCAGAAGUUUGCCACUCCUGAAUUGGCAUGGCAGGCCUAUUUGGAACACCACCUGAGAGGCUUCACAGCUCGGGACACACCAUGGGUGGAGAGUCCAAGCAAAAAGUUCGCUGCAGCGGCUCCAGCUCCUGCGUCUUGGAGCGGUUUGGAGCGAAAGAUCUCGGCGAAUUGCGCGAAAUCCCUGGACCGCUCUGACCUCCCCAAGAAUCUCUUCGCGGCAGCGUCCCACGAGGACCGCGUCCGCGUCCCACGGUCCCUGGAGGAGGAGUUGGCGGCGGCACGCUUCGAGGCGAUGCAAGCGGUGCGGGCGCGGCACAAAACCGCCGCGUCCCAGGGCGCGUCCCAGGGCGUGUUCCGCGCCGUUGGAGUGAGCACGCGCAGCGCCCCACGGGUUCCCAUGUCGCCCCUGGUGGCGCGAAUGCAGGCUGCGCAGCAGCACACAGACAGCGAGCUGCCAAGCCCAAAAGAGGCUCCACCCGAGAGCGACAGCGAAGUCCCGGAGAUGGUCCAAAUGGACAAGGAAGACUGGAAGGAAGUUCUGGUGUCCUUAGACAGUGAGGUGAAGGUGCUUGAAGAAGAGUUGAUGCAGAUGCCCACCAGGUCCUGGUCAUCAACAUGGCUCCAGGACUCUAAGGACUUGUCGAGGUGGAGUGAAAAGCUCUGGACAGAUCUUGGUGACCUGCGCUACCAGGUGAAAAUGCUUCAAAGAUCAAAGCAUUACGACUCUGAAGUAAAGCAGGACGAGAACAAUCCCCCCUUCCUUCGCCGGAAGGCCGUGGGCUUGCACAUCUCUACCUACAGGGCACGGCAAGGACAAGAAUUCGAGAGCCUGCUGGAGGAGCAAGAUGCCUUGGAGGCGUCGCUGCGGAAACUGCAGCGCUGCUUCAAGGGCUGGGAGGAACGGCCCUGCGAAGGCUUGCCCAGCAUCAGCAGUUCAAGUCCAAAGAGGCCCGACACUGCUGGAACUGUUUCGGCUCCAGACAUGGUGAGUCAACCACCCAGCAAGGAUUUGGAGCUGCAGAGCUUGGAGGAAGAAUUGAAAGCGCUGGAUGCUGAGGAUCCGAUUUUCGCUCCGAACGUUGGAUCUUUGACAGGAACUUGCCCCUUGGAUUUCCAGGGCAGCUUGGACCUCAUCCAUGAGAAUUCUGAGAGGCUUGCAGCGAAUCCGGACCGAAUCCGGCCCCGACAAGCAGAAUCCAUUGAUUUGUUUCUAGCCGGUGAACACCUCUAA
Messenger RNA from Cladocopium goreaui, 1542 nucleotides. The record is from the annotation of a GenBank genome assembly. Lineage: Eukaryota; Dinophyceae; Suessiales; Symbiodiniaceae.